CCGAAUGGCCGACGACAAGAAGCAAGGUAAACCACGUAAAGAAGAUCAAAUAAACCGCCGAUUUCUGGGGCCCACUCACCUGUGCGCGUCCUAUUAUCAAAUCCACUUCAUUUUUUUUGUGUUUUUCCUUUCAUUUUCUCUCUAAUAAAUUAUAUCACUUUCUUCCAUUUUUUUCUCAACAAUGGCAGCCGAAAACAUUAGUUUCCCUCACGUUUCUAACGUCAAAUCUUUGCCCUCUUCCAUGUUCGAAAUCGAGCUUAAGGCCACGUUUAUCAUAGUGGAGAGCAAUGGCGGCGUUGAUGCCGAAACUUUCACGGAGGUGGGGAGGAUUAUUUCUCACGUCAUCCACGAGUUUCCUUUGGAGGAUUUGAUUAACGACGGAAACGGCGCCGUUCUGGACAUGCUCAACUCCAUGCGCGUCCCGGUUCAGACAUCCACGGUGGAAGAAAUUGCGGCCUCUGCUGUUCGAAUGGCGGCGGCUGCGAGGGACGGAGGGAGCAAGGUUUUGAGAAUGCGGGUGGGGAUCGAGGCAGUCGUCCACGAUGUGCCUGACUUUGGAAAUAACGACACAGAUGAUGAUGAUGAUGAUGAAGAUGAAGGGACGGUGGAGGCGGAGCAGGCGACGGAAAAACCGGUGAAAGUGAUGGUGGAAGGGUCAGGAAAGGAUUGUGCGAUAUGUUUGGAAGAGGUGGCGAUGGGUAGUGAAGCGGUUUGCAUGCCUUGCUCGCAUACUUUUCAUGAUAUUUGCAUUGCGGCUUGGCUGAAGAAGAAGAAACGUUGCCCGUAUUGUCGUUUUAAGUUGUAGAAAAUGAAUGGGCUAUAAUUUAAAGGCUAAACUAUAAAAAUAAUCACUUUUGUUUGCCUCAUGUUACAUUUUAGUCAUUUAUGUUUGAAAUGUUACGUUUUAGUCACUUACAUUAUCGUUUUGUUACGAAGUGGUCACUUUGCAGUUAAGCUCCGUUAUCUUCCUAACGGCGGUCCCACGUGACAAUCUAAAUUAAAUUUAUUUAAUUAAAAAUCUAUUUCUAUUCUAGUAA
Molecule: messenger RNA, 1037 nt
Organism: Gossypium arboreum
Lineage: Eukaryota; Viridiplantae; Streptophyta; Magnoliopsida; Malvales; Malvaceae
Exons: 1
Coding region: 182-805 (207 amino acids)
Source: RefSeq, a predicted model, not a curated record